ACAGAUUAAUUCAAAUGAAGACAUGUACACUUCAAGCCUAAUAAAAGAAAUUUGCUUAGCUCUUAUUUACUUUACCAUGAAGUGCCGAGCUCAUAUGGACUAACUAGACUGUGUAAUGAUGAUUUAGUGAAUUAGACACAAGUAAAAUCAUACUUGUUUUCACUGAGCUGCACAUUUUCAUCUGAGAAUAGCUGGUUAAAGCUGGUUUAAGAGAUUUUUUUUUGGCUUAGUAAAGGUCUGCACUUUAUAAACACACCAUCUUUUAGUUUGUGUACAUCUUUUAGUUUGUGUGUGUGUGUGUGUGUGUAGAUCAGUGUGCUUCCUCAACUCUUUGCAAGAGAAGGACUGAGGUCACUUGGAAGGAAACCGGGCCGCUCUAUUCUUGUCGAGCCUUUUGCCUCCCAUUAGUGAAGUCUGCUGCCGUGUUGAAAGACGGACGGGACUUUCUUGGACCAGGAAUUCGUCUUUUUCCCAAAACAAUUUCCAACAACAUGACCUCCAAUUCAAAUUUGUCCAACAUGCGACGGCUCGUAGAACAACUGAAGCUCGAAGCCAGUGUGGAGCGAAUCAAGGUGUCGCAGGCAGCUGCAGAGCUCCAGCAGUACUGUCUGCAGAAUGCAGGCAAGGACGCCCUGCUGGUGGGAGUCCCCACAGGCAGCAACCCCUUCAGAGAGCCACGCUCCUGUGCUGUAGUGUGACCGUCAAAGUAAGAAGAUGAAGUGGACACAUCUGUGGCGCGUCUCAGUCACCGAAAAGAAGAGUUGUGCUUUUUAUACCACAUGAAAACAAAAUGUAAAAUACUUUAAGGAAAAAUAAAAAUAAAUAUCAAGUGUGUUUACACCACAGUUUAGACGUUCAUUUUCUUAAAACACAUACUUCAUAGUCUACAUCUGUAUCAGUGUGACUGCUGUUUAUAUGGAUUGUACAAAGUGGAUGUUUAUGCACAGGCUCUAAAUUACACCCUGGAAUCUCAGUGUGUUGGCGCUUCCUGAUGUUCAGUCUGAGCCAGAGAAAGGAAACGGUGUCUUCCUGUCUGAAACUGCACAAGACACUUAACACAGAGUUACAUUCCACUCAGGCCUUUGAAGCUUUUUCAUUAUUAUUAUUAUUAUACACAAGCUUGAGGCUAUGUUUGAUGAGAGAUAUCAUCAAAUUCAUUAUAAUCAUAUGUUGGCGAUUUGAUUUAAGUGUUUUUAGUCAUUUAAAUCCAAGUCAAACUUAUUUCCUCUUUAAUGUGGAUCGUGAUUUAUCUGACAUGUCGUUAUCUUUAUCAGCAUAAAAGACAUCUGGCUAGUUAUUUUUAACAAAUACCUCACAAAAAAGAAAGUGCAUGUUACUCAUAAUCUCUGCACAAUAAUUUAUAUAUAUAUAUAUAUAUAUAUAUAUAUAUACAUAUAUAUACAUAUACUUUUUAUAUUGGCUAAAAUGGAAUAGGUGCCAUUUAAAGUAAUGUGUUACAUGCUAUGUUUUAAUAUAAUUGCACAAAAUUAAAGCUCACAUACAAAUAUGCAUAUUAAAAACAGGAAUUGUAUGAAACAAUUAUGUUUUUAAAGUGAACCGUAUGCAAAUUACCAUGAAGAGUUAUACAGAAAUGUUGGAAAACUACACAAACAGUGUGGCUUAAGCCACUGAUUUUUGAAUGAAAUAUAUAAAAAACCUUUUAUGAAAGUUUGGGUAGCGUGUUUGAAGAAACAUACUGAAUAAUAUUUAGUCUAUCGGGAAGAGACUUUUCACUUUUCACAGUUGCAAUGACCAGACAUAAAUAAGUAUGAGAAGGGGCAAAAAAAAAAAGGAAAAAUAACAUCAACCACACUUUGACAAAGAGAAGCAACACAAAAACAUGCCAAACGUUUAGCAGAAGUUGAAUUCAUUUACUAAAUGAGGUCCCCACUGUGUAUUAGCACAUGCACAUUCUGAUUUUUUGUGUCAAGGAAUCCAAAUUUUGCACCCAAACCGAACCAAAAAAUGGACUCACUUUGAUGUUUUCCACAGUUUCUCUGAUCAUGUUGCCCCAGUCUUCCAUAGUGUGGGACGUGGGUUGGCUAUAAUCAAUGGAAGGAACUGUGCAGCUCACAAGGGGUUCAUUAAUGUGCGUCGGGAACUUUUACAGAGCUUUGAAAUGUUUUGAUCUCUGUGUCGUUUGUCAGUUUCUUGCGCAGCUUGAGUCUUUGGCACCAUAUACUGUAUGUCACUCUCUCCUUUUUUUUUUCCAUUGUCUUUCUUCCUCUCUGUGUUCUUUUCCCUUUCCAGAAGUGAUCGCCUGUUUCUUACAUUAAUCAUCAAAUAAAAGACAUGAAACACAGA
Messenger RNA from Solea solea (common sole), 2304 nucleotides. It is a transcript of the gene gng10, whose product is annotated as guanine nucleotide binding protein (G protein), gamma 10. Gene Ontology annotation, cellular component: heterotrimeric G-protein complex. The transcript is spliced from 3 exons. Lineage: Eukaryota; Metazoa; Chordata; Actinopteri; Pleuronectiformes; Soleidae. Bases 492 to 698 code for a protein of 68 amino acids. Gene Ontology annotation, biological process: G protein-coupled receptor signaling pathway. Gene Ontology annotation, molecular function: G-protein beta-subunit binding. The record is from RefSeq and is a predicted model, not a curated record.